This is a messenger RNA of Solea senegalensis (Senegalese sole), 1170 nucleotides long. RefSeq names its product E3 ubiquitin/ISG15 ligase TRIM25-like. Gene Ontology annotation, molecular function: protein binding. The coding region runs from base 1 to 1170 and encodes 389 amino acids. The transcript is spliced from 2 exons. The record is from RefSeq and is a predicted model, not a curated record. Lineage: Eukaryota; Metazoa; Chordata; Actinopteri; Pleuronectiformes; Soleidae.
AUGGUGCAGCGAGGAAAUCAGCUGGACCAAGAAAGAUUCUGCUGUUCCAUCUGUCUGGAUCUACUGAAGGAUCCGGUGACUAUUCUCUGUGGACACAGCUACUGUAUGAAGUGUAUUAAAGACCACUGGGACUCAGAGGAGCAGAGGAGGAUCUACAGCUGCCCUCAGUGUAGAGAGGCCUUCGCACCGAGGCCUAUACUGAUGAAAAACAUCAUGUUAGUAGAUUUAGUGGAGGAGCUGAAGAAGACUGGACUCCACGCUGCUCCUGAUCAUCACUGCUAUGCUGGAGCUGAAGAUGUGGCCUGUGAUAUCUGCACUGGCAGGAAACUGAAAGCUCUCAAGUCCUGUUUGGUUUGUUUGGCCUCUUACUGUGAGGAACAUCUCCAGCCUCAUCAUGAGUCACAUGCGUUUAAGAAACACAAGCUGGUGGAGCCGUCCAAGAACCCCCAGGAGAACAUCUGCCCUCAGCAUGAUAAGAUGAUGGACUUGUUCUGCCGCACUGAUCAGCAGUGCAUGCAGAACAAGCAGAGAGACCUGGAUCUGAGUCGAGAAGAAGUCCAGCAGAGACUCAGGGACAGAGACGGAGACGUGAAGGUGCUUCAACAGGAGAGGAAGACUCUUAGUCUCUCUGCUGAUGAAGCCGAGAAGAACACAGACAAGAAGUUCACUGAGAUGAUGCGUGUCCUGCAGAGCAGAAGAAAAGUGAGAUUUAUGAAGAAAGCUCAGUCUUAUCCUCAUCACACACACAGAUUCACUGAUGUUUAUCAGGUCCUGAGCAAAGAGAGUCUGACUGGACGUUGUUACUGGGAGGUGGAGUGGAAAGGAGGAGCAGUUUAUGUUGCAGUGACGUACAAGAACAUCACAAGAUCAGAUUCAGAUUUAGACAAAAGUGGAUUUGGAAACAAUGACAAAUCUUGGGCUUUAUUUUGUAACCAAAACUGGUGUCAGUUUGGUCACAACUGCUUCUGGACGGACCUCUCAGGUGGUUUGUUCUCCAGAGUGGGCGUUUACCUGGACCACAGAGCAGGUCUUCUGUCCUUCUACAGAGUCUCUGACACCAUGACUCUGCUCCACAGAGUCCAGACCACGUUCACUGAGCCUCUCUGUGCUGGAGUUAGUUUUUAUGCUUAUUCACCUGGAGUCACAGCUGAGUUGUGUAAACUCAAAUAA